Neospora caninum is the source of this 2235-nucleotide messenger RNA. Its product is annotated as alpha/beta hydrolase fold domain containing protein. The coding region runs from base 1 to 2235 and encodes 744 amino acids. The record is from RefSeq and is a predicted model, not a curated record. NCBI's taxonomy places the organism in Eukaryota, Apicomplexa, Conoidasida, Eucoccidiorida, Sarcocystidae. Gene Ontology annotation, molecular function: hydrolase activity. The transcript has 9 exons.
AUGCGCUCACUGUCUACGGGGCGUUCAGAGGCAGACGGCCGGAAACGCGUCGAGUUCCUUGGUUUCAUCUGCGGAUCCUUGUUCCACAGGGGAGCGCUCCUUGGAUUCGCCUGGUUCUUCUCCUGCGCUUUUCAGAUCCUGCAGUUUUUUGCCGACCCCGAGCUGUCUUUUCACGAGAACCUGUGGGGAUUUGUCCACUUCGUUGAUGACUUCGUGACGAUGCCUUGCUACUACGCGUUCAGUACAGAAGCCAUGGACGCGGUGCGCCGGCGCGCAAACAGAGUGAUGUCGGUGGCGCUCAUGAAAGAGAUUCAACCGGUCGCCUUCAAGCACACGUGGCGACUGCGGCCUCGCGACGUCGACGCCAGCUUUUUUUCUCCCGCCUCUUCCUCAGACUCUGUGUUUUCUUCCAUCGUCCACAGUCUCCCGGUGCCUGGUUCUUCCGGGGGUUCUGCUGGCAUCCCUGCGUCGAUUUACGAACACCCGGAGGCGCUUUUGCCUCCUUCAGAUCCGGAGUCGUUCGUCUUUCCCGCUCGUGGAAAAGGCCGAGACCGACGGGCGAACGCCGACAGGGGGGAGAGAAAUGUGAUGGAGGAAAUUCUCUCUUUCGCGGGAAACAUUCGAGAAAAACUCUCUUUUUCUGGAGACACUGCAAACCAAGGAGACUCCGCAUCAGCGGGCUUCGCUCCUGCCGACGGGGAUCGGGGUGUACAGGCUCCGCGUGGCGAGAAGGGAAAAGGCAAGGAGAUCGAGGUAUCUCACACCAGCGCCAGUCGGCAGUAUUGGCGUCUACUCCCUCCGCUUCCUUCACAUGAGAACUCUCGCCAUGAAGAAGCGGGGGAAUUCGCUGGCGGGUUUCCUCUCGGCCUCGGAGUGCGAAACGGGAACAGGGCAGAGGACUCGGCAGGCGCGACGUUCACAACCAUCAACAUCACGGCGUACUUCCCUUCAGCUCCUCCCCACGCCUCUGAAGACGAGAGACAGCGAAACCUCGAAGAAGCUUUCAGUCUUCUGCGCCUUUUUGCCUCGCCUCACAGUCGGCUCCACGGCGAGGCGGGAGACCUUUCGGCGUCCACACCAGAAGGAUCUCUGCCGAGCAGCGCGACGGCGGAAGCAAACGGAAAAGGAAAAUGGCCAGGCGACGGGGGAGGCGGACGGGAAGACGAGCGACAGGGAGGAGGCAAAACCGUAGCCAGUUCCGAGGACGGAAGGGAAGGAGAAGACGCGUUGCCGAAGGCAAACCAAGGCGGAGGCAAAGCGACGGAAGAUGCGCUGGGCAGGGAACCUGCUCGUGCGAGUGAACAGGUUUCGAAGCAACACACUCGGCAAAAGACUUGGAGAGAAAAGCUGAAGCUGGUGUUUGGGGGGGGAAAGACGGGAGGAGGCGCCGACGACUGGCCCGACGAACUCUUCGAGAAGCACACGGAAUUUGUGUCUCCAGAUCUGCUCAACUGGAGAGAAGAGAGAGGCGAGAGUGAGACAGCGCGGCGGAAGGACACAACCGCGGGGAGGCCUGCUUUGUUUUUCUUCCACGGAGGCGGUCUCGUUAUGAGUGAUCACCGAGGCUACGACAAGCUGCUGCGACGGCUCAGCAACCUUCUGUAUCCUAGCGGAGCGCUGGUCUUUGCAAUCGAUUACAGACUGGCACCUGAGCACAAGUUCCCACUUCCUCUCCAGGACUGUCUCCAGGCGAUCUCCUUCGUCGUUGACCAGGCCAAGAUGUUUGGAGUCGACGGCUCUCGGCUGGCCAUUCUUGGAGACAGUGGCGGAGGAAGCCUGGCUGCCGCCGUGAUGGGCGAGGCGCUUCGACGGGUCGACGCGUUUCCCUGGGUUAAAAACGUCCGCUCGCUGACGCUCGUGUAUCCUUCCCUGUGUCGCGGAUGCGCCACACGGUCGCAGAUCGUCGACGGUUCACUGUUCUACCUCAAACGUGACAUCUGGUUUUCUUUGCUGUACUCGCCUGCCAUUGGCGCCCCAGACGACUGGCGCCAAAAGCCGUUCACCAUGCCUCCUGCGCUCCUUCGUCAGUUUCCUCCGACCUUUUUAGUUCUGUUCACUCAUGACAUCAUGUACGACAUCGGCGUCCUCUUUCACGAGAAACUCCGCCGCCACGGCGUCAGGACCGGCAUUUACAUUGCUCCUGGUUUCCACGGAUUUUUCGGUAGCGACCGGUGGAGCCGAUUUGGUGUGCCAUCGGUGGAGUGGACGGCCGACAGAAUCAUGAAAAGUUGGUGA